AUGGAGACCUUGACCUGUAAUGGAUCGUUGGAUGGCUCAACGAUCUUCUACCUGGUGGGCAUCCCCUCUCUGCCAGAGUCCUUCUUCCUUCCUGUGUUUUUUAUUUUCCUUUUCUUCUAUCUUCUCAUCCUUAUGGGGAAUGCCCUGAUCCUGAUGGCUGUAGUGGCAGAGCCCAGCCUCCACAAGCCCAUGUACUUCUUUCUAAUCAACCUCUCUGCUCUGGACAUCCUCUUCACCACAACCACUGUGCCAAAGAUGUUGUCCCUAUUCCUACUUGGGGACCACUUCCUCAGCUUCCCUGCCUGCUUACUGCAGAUGUACCUCUUCCAAAGCUUCACAUGCUCUGAAGCCUUCAUCCUGGUGGUCAUGGCCUAUGACCGCUAUGUGGCUAUCUGCUGCCCGCUGCACUACCCUGUGCACAUGACCCCCCUGACCAAUGCUGCACUGGCAGCCAGUGCCUGGCUCACUGCCCUCUUCCUACCUAUCCCAGCAGUAGUGAAAACCUCCCACAUGACAUAUAAUAACAUUGCUCACAUCUACCACUGCUUCUGUGAUCAUCUGGCUCUGGUUCAGGCCUCUUGCUCUGACACCACACCGCAGACUCUCAUGGGCUUCUGCAUCGCCAUGGUGGUGUCCUUCCUGCCCCUUCUCCUGGUGCUUAUUUCCUACACCCACAUCCUGGCUGCGGUGCUUCGCAUCAGCUCCCGAGAAGGACGCUCAAAGGCCUUCUCCACCUGCAGCUCCCACCUCCUGGUGGUUGGGACCUACUACUCAUCCAUCGCCAUUGCCUAUGUGGCCUACAGGGCUGACCUGCCCCUUGACUUCCACAUCAUGGGCAAUGUGGUAUAUGCUAUUCUCACACCAAUCCUCAACCCCCUCAUCUAUACUCUGAGAAACAAGGAUGUCAAAGCAGCUAUUACCAAAAUCACAAGUCUCAAGACCCACUCUGGGAUAGGAACCCUUGACAUUUAG
Molecule: messenger RNA, 972 nt
Organism: Manis javanica (Malayan pangolin)
Lineage: Eukaryota; Metazoa; Chordata; Mammalia; Pholidota; Manidae
Product: olfactory receptor 2AT4
Biological process (GO): G protein-coupled receptor signaling pathway
Cellular component (GO): membrane
Molecular function (GO): olfactory receptor activity; G protein-coupled receptor activity
Source: RefSeq, a predicted model, not a curated record